Messenger RNA from Papilio machaon (common yellow swallowtail), 886 nucleotides. RefSeq lists its product as uncharacterized. The record is from RefSeq and is a predicted model, not a curated record. Gene Ontology annotation, cellular component: mitochondrion. The transcript is spliced from 3 exons. NCBI's taxonomy places the organism in Eukaryota, Metazoa, Arthropoda, Insecta, Lepidoptera, Papilionidae. The coding region runs from base 116 to 856 and encodes 246 amino acids.
GUUGUCAUUGUCAAUGUCAUUUUCAACCAAUACAAAAAUAGUGGUGUUAGCGGCAUUUUUAUAGCAUUUCUAAAAAAUGCGUAAGAGUUAAACAACCAAUAUAUAUUUUAUUAUAAUGGCUCUUGCUUUUAGAAUUUUGUAUAGAAACAGUCGAUAUAUUAACGACACAAUUAUACCUGCGAGAUGGUGUUACAAAACGUCGAAUCCUGCUCGAAUCUUGGCUAGUGGUAUUUGUUAUCAAAAAAACACUGGUGUGGUAAAAUCAUUAAAUAGAAGACAUGAGAUUAAUUUAAAAGCACCAUUACGGUCAUGUAGCACACAGAGCAAUGAUGCAAAACCGCCCACAGAACCAAAAAAAGGGCUAGUCCAAAAGUUUAAGGAAAUGUAUAGAGACUAUUGGUAUGUAGUUUUACCUGUGCAUAUGACUACAUCAGCCGUAUGGUUUGGAAGUUUCUACUACGCAGUACGAAGUGGUGUUGAUGUGAUUGGUUUACUGGAAAGUUUAAAUAUCAGUGAAAAAUUAUUGUCACCAUUAAAGGAGUCAAGUGCAGGUUAUUUUGCACUUGCGUUUGCACUUUAUAAAUUGGUCACACCACUGCGAUAUGCAGUCACAGUUGGUGGGACUACUUUUGCAAUAAAAAAAUUGCAAGCACUGGGCUGGAUAAGACCUGUGCCUUCAAGAGAACGAAUAAAAGAAAUGAUUCAAGAAAAAAAAGAAAACCUACAAGAUCGCUUACAUGAAAGUAAACAACAUUAUCAGAGUCAAAUGAGAGAGAAGGGUUCUCAGGUUAUGGAAGAAAUGAAAAGGUACAAAACUGAAAUGCACAACAUUAAGAACAAAGUUAAGAAGAUGUAAAUUGAAAAAAUGUCUUUUUUUAUACUUUUC